Molecule: messenger RNA, 1010 nt
Organism: Nicotiana tabacum (common tobacco)
Lineage: Eukaryota; Viridiplantae; Streptophyta; Magnoliopsida; Solanales; Solanaceae
Source: RefSeq, a predicted model, not a curated record
CUAUCCCUUCCUAACAAUCUCCAUAUAGAGGGUCUGCUUUCUUAUUGCCUAUUGAAUUUCCUUAUAUACCCCAUACUUGCAAGUGAUGACCCUGUGCUGCUAUUCCUUGAUAACUGUUUGCCCCAGAAUAACUGGCAUGUGAAUCUAGAGGUGUCCAGGGAUGUUCCCUUUCCCAGUAAAGAUAACUUGUUUGAUAGAAAUGGGGUGAAUGAGAGAUUUGAGGAGAGCACCAAUGAAAACCGUCAUAAUCCUCCUAUGGGAAAUGAGAUGGGUGGUUCUAUUAGUUCAGAAGGGGAAAGUCCUGGAAUAGAAAAUUUUCAAAUAAUCGGAGAAGCUAAACCAGGAUGCAGAAUUUUGGGUUGUGGGUUUCCUGUACGUGGAACUUCUCUUUGUAUGUUCCAGUGGGUCCGUCAUUAUCCUGAUGGUACAAGGCAGUAUAUUGAAGGUGCCACAAAUCCUGAAUAUGUAGUUACUGCUGAUGACAUUGAUAAACUUAUAGCUGUUGAAUGCAUACCGAUGGAUGACCAGGGACAUCAGGGGGAACUUGUCAGGCUUUUUGCCAAUGAUCAAAACAAAAUAACAUGUGACCCAGACAUGCAAUCAGAGAUAGAUACCCAUAUUUCUGAAGGCCAGGCCACGUUUAAUGUUCUAAUGCUUGUCGAGUCUUCUGAGAACUGGGAACCAGCGACUAUAUUUUUGCGGCGAUCAAGCUUCCAAGUCAAGGUUCAUAGAACACAAGCUGUUGUAAUAGCAGAAAAAUUUUCCAAAGAGUUGUCGAUCAAAAUACCAAGUGGGUUGUCAACACAGUUUGUUAUCACAUGUUCCGAUGGGUCUUCACAUCCCUUCAGUACAAACAAUGAUAUAAGAAUGCGCGAUACUCUUGUGCUGACGAUAAGAAUCUUCCAAAGCAAGGCAUUGGAUGAGAAGAGGAAGGGGAGAAUUUAAACCUUUACUUUCUGUAUAGGUGCAUUAUUCAUGGCCAUUGUCAUUCUUUAUAUGAACCAAUAAAA